AUGCUCGCGUGCCGCCUGGCAAGCAGAUUAGCCGCCAAUGCUCCGAGUCGCUUCGGGGCGCAACGUCAGUCCGUCGUUUCGGCGCAACAGGAUACCACCUUGACUCCGACGUCCGCGCUCGUCGCGGCCUUCGCCGAGCCGGCGAACAGCGUCCUCGCGGCGUGCAAGAAGCACCCCCUGCUGGCGGCGGUCUUCUGCGCGACGCUCAAGGACAGCUCCUGCGACGUCGCGACGCAGCGGACGAUGAAUCCCGAAGGCGCGCCCUGGGAUUGGCGACGGACCGCGAUCUUCGCGACGUUCGGGGCGACCUUCGUCGGCGCGUGGCAGUACUGGCUCUUCUCCGUCGUCGUGCCGCGGGUCAUCCCCAUGAGCGCGGGCUUCGCGGCCGCGCCGCUGCGCCAGAAAUUGACGGAUACCGUCGGCUUGAGGAGCAUCGCGCUCUUCGUCGCGGUCGAGAACCUCUUCAACCAGCCCUUCGGCCACUUCCCGACGCUCUACGCCAUCAAGUACCGCCUGACGCACGGCGGCGCGAGCCUCGGCGACUCCGUGGGCGCGGGCGUCGCGGACGCGCGGAGAAACUUCGUCGAGGACAACAUCAACUCGUGCGCCGUCUGGGUCCCCGCGACGAUCAUCAACGGCCUCUUCGUGCCCGUCUGGGCGCGCGUGCCCUUCAUGAACUUGUGCGGCUGCGGCUGGACGUCCUUCAUCCCGACGCCGCGGCCCACCUACGCCGCGACGCCCGUGCCGAGCGCGCUGCCGUCGCCCGGGCCGACGACGGAGACCGCGGGCCCGACGCCGACGCCGACGCCCGCGCCCGUAUCCGCGUGCGACGUCGUCGCGAACGCGAACGCCGAGGACCUCUACAAGGACACGUACACGUCCAUGGAGGACGCCUACGACUCGGACACCUACGGCCACGCGACCUACGCGUGCGCGGAGCACCUCGUCGAGGACCUGGCGCAGUACGACAAGGCCGAGCCCUACCUCUGGUGCGUCGUGGGCCACUGCGACGACUGCUCCGGCUCCGGCGACGACGGCAGCUGCAUGACGAGCUACCUCGGCCUCGACACCGCCGACGAGUGCAAGAGCGCGACGCUCAACUACCUCGGCUUCGUCAACCGGAAGAAGACGACGCCCGACUACGGCGAGGCCGAGGCGUACUACACCGAGGCGCUCGACCUCUGGCCCGAGAACUGCGGCGCGCUCAACUACCUAACGGAGCUCUACGUCACGACGGGCGACGACGACGCCGCGGCGGAGACCUUCGCCGAGCUCUGCGACACCUGCGGGCCGAACCACGACCACACGCUCGCGCUCGUCGACGACCUCGGCCCCUGCGUGACGCCCGCGCCGUCCGCGGCGCCGUCGACGUCCGUCGCGCCGACGUCGUCCCCGACCAUGACGGCGGCGCCGACCUACGGCGCCGCGACGGGCGCCGACGACUACGUCGUCUCCGGCGACGUCGUCGUCUCGGGCAUCUCGCUCGACGACGCGGUCGUCAACUCCGCGGUCUUCGCGUCGGCCAUCGCCGCGGGGGCCGCCGUGCGCGCGGACUACGUCUCCGUCUUCUUCAGCGAGUCGGCGCGGCGGCGCCUCGCGGCGAGCGUCGUCGUGUCCUACGCCGUCGAACUCGGCUCCGAGGCCGCGGCCGACGGCGCCGUCGCGGAGCUGUCGUCGCUGUCGACGGCGGACUUCGACGCGCUCCUCGCGGCCGCGGCGUCGGACGCGGGCGCGCCGUCCAUGUUCGCGACGGUGUCGACGACGUCCCUCGCGACGCCCGAGGCGAGCCUCGUCUCCACGAGCGGUGCGGAGGGCGUCGCGGGCGUCGCCGCGGGCGCGCUCCUCCUCGCCGCGGCCGUCGCGUUCCCCGCCAUGGCGCCGAAGCGCAAGGCCUCGGAGGCGAGCGCCGGGGGCCCGCCGGCGAAGCGGCCGGCCAAGGGCAAGGCGCCGCCCGUCAAGUCCGCCGUGCCGCCCAAGGCGCCGCCCGUCAAGUCCGCCGUGCCGCCCAAGGCGCCGCCCGUCAAGUCCGCCGUGCCGCCCAAGCCGGCGCCGGCCAAGGGCAAGGGCGGCAAGGAGAAGCGCCGGUUCGACUGCCCGAAGCCCGCGUCGUCGGGCGAGGCGCUCGAGGUCGAGAAGAGCCGGCUGCUCACGCGCGAUACCGUCUUCCUCGGCCGGAGCGCGAAGAAGGCGCUGCUCAAGUUCCAGGCCUUCGCCAACGCCGCGGACUCGCGGGGCGCCGAGGCGUCGACGGACGACAAGGUCGCGGGGCUCCGGGCCGGCGCGACGCACGAGCUCAGGCUCCUCGCGAUCGAGGUCCGCAAGGCGCGGCUCGCGAACGCGGCCUGCGCGCGCGAGAUGGAGGAGUGCGCCGCGCUCGAGGCGGAGACGGCGGCGAAGAUCGAGGCGACGAAGGUCAACAUCGCGCGGCUCCAGGGCGAGCUCCGGUCCGAGCGCCGCGUCCGCGAGCGAAAGGAGGAGUACGAGUCGCUGGCGAAGAUCAUCAACGGCGUCCCGCCCAAGGUCGCGUCGACCAAAGCCAUCGCGGGCCUCGAGGCCGACGUCGCGGGCCUCGGCGAGCGCAACGCGCGCGUCGCCGCCGCGCUCGACGAGCGCGCGGCGCGGUUCGAGCUCCUGCUCCAGACCAUCGACGACCUCCAGCGCGCCGACGAGGAGGCCUACGACGAGGAGGCCGAGAAGAACGCCGCCGCCGCCGCCGCGGGCGGCGACGACGCCGCGCCCAUGGACGUCGACGACGGCGGCGCGGACGGCAAGCGCGGCGACGCCGCCGCCGACGACGAGGAGGACGGCGAGGUCGAGGAGCACACGUCGCCGAAAAAACGCAAGCUCAGCGCCGCCGACGACGACCCUCCUCGACGCGCGCGGACCGCAGCCCUCGACCCUCGGGCUAUGGCGCGGGCGGUGUACGGCACGCGGCGCAUCGGCAAGGGCCGCAAGGGCACCUGUAGCCUCUGGCUCAAGCGCAACUGGCUGUUGAUGAUCAUGGUGUUGAUGGCCAUCGCCGGCGUCGUCCUUUCCAUACUGCUCUUCCUCGAGCCCUGCGACAAGAAGACCAAGUACGACACGACGAACGUGACGAGCAUCCAGAACGUGACGACCGUCGUCAACGUGACAACCGUCGAGAACGUGACGAGCUACUUCAACGAGACGCACGCCUACAACGUGACGAGCUACUUCAACGAGACGCACGCCUACAACGUGACCACGGAGGUCAUGGUCGAAGUCGAGGUCUCGCAGCAGCAGGCCGUGGACGUCGUCGUCGCCCUCGACUCGUCGAACUCCGUCAGCGCCGACGGCUGGACCGACGAGAACGCCGCCGCGCGGACGCUGCUGCGAGGGCUGCGGAACGAUCUCGAGAGCGACAUGGCCGCGGGCCUGAGCGUGUGGGCGAACGACGGCGUCGUGCGCAUGGAGCUCGCCGCCGUCGCCGACGCGGACGCCGUCGACGCCUACGACGCCGACCGCGUGCCGUACUGCUCCGCGGUGCCCGCGAGCGGGAGCCAGAACCAAGCGCAAUGCGUCGAUACCUUCGGCUACGCCCCCUCGGGCACCUGGGCCAUGACGGGCGUGUAUACCUACUACUCCCAGGCGCUCCUGAGCUGCAUCGACGAGCUCGCGGCCCGGGGCCGGAACGACUCGUUCCAGCUGUGCAUCAUCAUCACGGACGGCGUCAUCAGCGAGGACUCCUACGCGCAGGACCCGGACUGGACGACGAUGCUCUUCACGGACACGAUGGUCGAAAACUUCUACGACGCCGGGAGCGCCUACGAGCUCUACUUCACGUCCGGCGAGUACUACGGCUACUACGUGACGGAGAUGUGGAUCGCACCGGGCGCGUACGCCUUCUGCCAGAGCGCGGGCAUCUCGGUCUGCUCCGUGGACAACAUCGCGCGCUACAUGAAGGACGACCUGGGCAUCACGAUCCAGAACGUGCUCGUCGGCUCGGAGGACAUCUUCACGGCCAACGUCACGAGCCGCAUGUCGCAGCUGUCGAGCUGCGAUUCGUCCGCGGUCGACUACGACGGCUGCGCGUACCUGAGCAAGAGCGACGACUUCGAGGCGCUCAACGACGCGGCGACGACGAUCGCCGCGUCCGUCGCGACCCAGGUCGGGACCGUCAUGACGCUCGAGGAGCGGACGACGACGGAGACGGAGACGCGGACGUCGUCGUCGACGGUCGCGGAGACGGAGACGCGGACGUCGUCGUCGACGGUCGCGGAGACGACGACGACGCCCGUGACGACGACGGCGUCGGUCACGGACAUGAUCAGCCUCACCGAGAGCCUGACGACGCAGGAGACCGUCUGCACCGGCGACGGCGUGUCUUUCGCGUUCAUGCUCCUGGCGAUCCCGCUCCUCGUCUACCUCUUCUUCAAGCCCAUCUCCAACGUCCUCGAGCGCUGCCUCUGCCCGCCGGACGCGCCGCCGCCGGCGCCGGAGGCGGCCCAGUCGCCGUGCACGAUGAGCGUGAACCCCGUCUUCGGGAAGGAGAUCGACCCCGACGCGGACCAGCGGCCCCCGCCGCAGCUCGCGAAGAAGGAGCGCGCGAAGAUCGACAACACGCUCACGAAGCAGGCGCGGGGCAAGAAGAAGAAGAAGAUCUUCGGGCUCGUGACGCCGCGCGGCGGCGGCGGCGCCGCCGCGCCGCCGGCGCCGCCGCCGUCGAGCCCCGCGCACGACUACGUCAUCGAGGCGCCCGCCGCGCCGCCGCCGCCGCGCUUCACCCCGGCGCGCGGCGGCAGCGCCACGGAGUGGGGCACGGGCAUCGCCGCGGUCUACGACGGCGACGACUGGCAGGAGACCGUCGCCGACUUCGUCAUCGCCGUCGCCUCGAAGAGCUCCUGCUUCAGCGUCUCUCGCUUCUCGGCGAGCAGCGCCUGCGGCGUCUGCGGCGUCGCCGUCGCGAAGGCGGCCCCGAGCGACCGGGGCGGCGUUUGCGGCGCGGGCGACGGCGGCGGCGACUGGCCCUACGUGGCGUCGGAGCUCGUCGGCGGCCUCUUCCACGUCUUCCUCGGCGGGGACCCCCUGGCGCGGUCCGGCGACCUGCGCGACGUCGCGUCCGAGGCCCACGUCGCGGCCACACUCCGGGACGUCGCGCGCCGCGUCGGCCGCGCGCCCGGCGGCCUCGGCGCGCUCCGCGUCGCCGCGCGGGUCCCCGGGCGGGCGUCGGCCGACGAGAUCCUGGGCGCCGCGGACCCGCUCGUCGCCCUCGCGGCCGAGCACGCGGGCGAGCCCGUCGCGCGCGCCGUCUGCCUCGAGGCGCUCGCGCGGCUCUGCGAGGCGUCGGCCGCCGCGCGGCGGCGCGUGUCGCGCGCGGAGCGCGUCUACGACGUCGUCAACCGGUCCCUCAAGUCGCCGCUCUGGCGCGCGUCGGCCAAGCACCCCAAGUCGCCCGCGCUCCGAGCGCUCCUAGCGAAGGCGUACCCGAAUUACUACGAGCCCGAGGCGUCGCUCGGCUGCCGGCUGCUCAUGCACCUGCUCCCCUGCGACCCGCCGCCGGGCGUCGACCUCGGCGGCAUCGGCACGGCGCUGCUGAUUUUACUGGACGGCACGCGCGACGCGAAGCGGCGGCCCAUCGUCGUCGCGGCGACGUGCCUCGCGAUGCUCUGCGCGACGGCGAACCGGACGGGCCUCGCGGCCGUCGACGGCGCGGGCGUCGCGAAGCUCGUCGAGGCCUGCCGGGGGCGGCUGCCCGUGCCGGACAAGGACGACGACGACGACGACGACGACGGUGACGGCGACGCGGCCGACUGCCCGCACCGCAAGCUCGACAAGGUCGAGCGCGACGCGUUCGCGGCCGCGUGCGGCAACUGCCUGCGGGUCUCGACGCGGUCCCCGCGCAUGCUGCCGUUCCUCGUCGACGCCGACGCCAUCGAGACCGUGCUCGUGCCGGGCCUCCUCGUCGGGUCGCCCGACGACAAGGCGAACUCGGAGCGCGCGCUGCUCAUGCUGUCGCUCGACGCGGCGACGGCCGCGGACGUCGCGCGGACGCCGGCGCUCGCGACCUUCGCGCAGCUCGACUUCGUCGCGGGCGGCGACGCCGACGACGGCCGCCGCGGCGCGUCGGCGGCGGCGAAGGCGCUCGCCGCGCUCGCGGACCGGGGGCUGGGCGUCGCCGUCGCGGGCGCCGUCGCGCGGCGCGACGCGAUCGGCGAGCGGCUCGUCGCCAACGGCGGCGCGGCGCCGGCGCGCGUCCCGGACCUCGACGACUGCGCGGCGCGGGCCGCGCGGGCCGUCGCGGACGCGGACGCGGCCUUCGGCGACCGCGUCGCGUCGGACUGCGUCGCCGUGUGGCGGAGCAGCGGCACGGAGCGCGCGCACCGCCACGAGCUGUGUGGAAAUCAAAUCUUCAACCCGACUUCAAUGUGCGCGUAA
Molecule: messenger RNA, 6393 nt
Organism: Aureococcus anophagefferens
Lineage: Eukaryota; Pelagophyceae; Pelagomonadales; Pelagomonadaceae
Exons: 7
Coding region: 1-6393 (2130 amino acids)
Biological process (GO): mRNA processing
Cellular component (GO): membrane; THO complex part of transcription export complex
Molecular function (GO): protein binding
Source: RefSeq, a predicted model, not a curated record